AUGUACGCCUUAGCAUUCAUUGCAGCCUCAGCCUCCGUGGCCCUUGCCCAGAGCACGAGCCUCUGCGAGCAGUACGCGACCUACUCAAGCGGUUCCUAUGUUAUCAACAACAACCUCUGGGGAGAGGGCUCCGGGUCCGGUUCCCAGUGUACCUACGUGACGGAUGCGUCGGACUCGGGCGUUGCAUGGAAGACCACUUGGAACUGGUCCGGCGGUGACAGCUCAGUGAAAAGCUACGCCAACUCGCAAUACCUUUUUGACAAGAGACUGGUCAGCGAAGUGAACAGCAUUGACACAUCCGUCGAGUGGAGCUACGACAACACCGACAUCAACGCCGAUGUUUCGUACGAUCUGUUCACAGCAGCGGACAUCAACCAUGUCACGUACUCUGGUGAUUACGAGCUGAUGGUGUGGCUGGCCAAGUACGGUCCCGCCCAGCCCAUCGGCUCGCAGAUUGACACGGCGACCAUUGCCGGCACCUCGUGGCAGGUCUGGUAUGGCGGAAGCACGCAGCAGACGUACAGCUUCGUGGCUUCGAGCCCGAUAACUUCCUGGAGUGGAGACAUCAACGACUUCUUCGAGUAUCUGGUCAGCAGCCAGGGCUUUCCUGCGAGCAGCCAGUAUCUGAUCAACAUGCAAUUUGGCACUGAACCUUUCACUGGGGGCGAAACGACUUUCAGUGUGGAUCAGUGGUCUGCGAGUGUCAACUGA
Molecule: messenger RNA, 711 nt
Organism: Saxophila tyrrhenica
Lineage: Eukaryota; Fungi; Ascomycota; Dothideomycetes; Mycosphaerellales; Extremaceae
Product: Endoglucanase-1
Exons: 4
Coding region: 1-711 (236 amino acids)
Biological process (GO): polysaccharide catabolic process
Molecular function (GO): cellulase activity
Source: RefSeq, a predicted model, not a curated record